Messenger RNA from Sorex fumeus (smoky shrew), 228 nucleotides. RefSeq names its product small nuclear ribonucleoprotein G-like. The record is from RefSeq and is a predicted model, not a curated record. Gene Ontology annotation, cellular component: precatalytic spliceosome; U1 snRNP; U12-type spliceosomal complex. Bases 1 to 228 code for a protein of 75 amino acids. Lineage: Eukaryota; Metazoa; Chordata; Mammalia; Eulipotyphla; Soricidae. Gene Ontology annotation, molecular function: RNA binding. Gene Ontology annotation, biological process: spliceosomal snRNP assembly; mRNA splicing, via spliceosome. The transcript has a single exon.
AUGAGCAAAGCUCACCCCCCAGAGCUGAAAAAAUUUAUGGACAAGAAAUUAUUGAACUUGAAUGGUGGCAGACAUGCCCAAGGAAUACUUCGAGGCUUUGAACCCUUUAUGAAUCUUGUGAUAAAUGAAUGCGUGGAGAUGGCAACAAGUGGGGAACAGAACAAUAUUGGAAUGGUGGUAAUACGAGGAAAUAGUAUCAUCAUGUUAGUAGCCUUGGAACGAGUAUGA